Microcebus murinus (gray mouse lemur) is the source of this 5330-nucleotide messenger RNA. NCBI's taxonomy places the organism in Eukaryota, Metazoa, Chordata, Mammalia, Primates, Cheirogaleidae. The record is from RefSeq and is a predicted model, not a curated record.
CAAGCCCUGAGACUCCGAUUCAGCUAGUUUGGUUGAAGGGGCCAGAGCAUUUCUAACAAGGUCCCAGUGACGGGUGGUGCUGGACUCAUUUGAGAGCCAUUGUCUCAGUCUCAGGUAAACAGCAUCCUCGCAAACUAAUAGAAUACUUAGCAGAGGACAAGAACACGCAGGUUUCAAAGGUACAAAUAACAGUUACUUUUAACAUAUAAAAAGAUGCUCAGUGUCACCCAAAUUAAGUAAAUGCAAUUAAAUAAGUAAUGAGAAACAGACAUCAUAUUACAUUGGAAAGGAUCAAAUAAUUUGAUAAUACACCAUAUUACGCAAAGUGUGAGGAAAUAGCGCUCAGGCACCAUUGGGAACAGGAGGUGGAGAACUUGGUGGUAAUUUAAAGCAACAGGCAGUCUCUGCCACAUUUGAAAUGCACUUACGUUUGAUCCAGCAGUUCCACUUACAGGAGUUUUUCCUACAGUUAAACUUGAAAACAUGAUGAGAUGUUUAUGUAUAAGGCUAUUCAUCGAGCAAUAGAUUGGAAACAAUCAGUGAGAAAGUGGUUAAUAAAUGAUGGACCGUCCCCCAGCAGGGUCCUAUGCAGCUGUUAAAAACACAAUAUGUAUGUACUAAUAUGGACAAAUGUAUAGAUGCUUCCAACUUACAACGUACGAUUUUUUUGCCUUUACAAUGUUGUGAAGGCCAUAUGCAUUCAGUGAAAACUGUACUUUGAAUUAUGAAUUUUGAUCUCUUCCGGGGCUAGCGGUAUGCUGGGGUACGAUGUUCUCUCAAGAUGCUGGGCAGCGGCAGGAAGCCACAGUGCCUGGUUAUCUACUCCAUCUGAAGGGGAUACAACUCUACAGUACUGUUCACAGAUGCCUUUGUCCAAUUGUAGUGAAUAUAGGUGUUCUGAGCAGGUUUAAGGUAGCGAGGCUAAGAUACGAUAUUAGUAUACGAUAUUAGUAGGUUAGGUGUAUAAAAUGCAUUUUUGACUUAUGAUAUUUUCAACCUACAAUGGGUUUAUUGGGACAUAACCCCAUGGUGAGUUGAGGAGCAGCUGUAUAUGGAACAAUGUGAAUAUCGUCUAUAUUUUUGACUAGAAAGCUGUCAAUUGGUAUCUAUCUGUCUUUGAAUACCAUUUUGUUAACACCUAAUUAUAAUGCUGGUCCCUCACCAAUGACCACUUAAAUGUUGCUCACACCCUAAAUUUUUGCUGCUAACCCUACUUUUCCAUCUGAUCUAUGCUUUUGGCAAGAGACCAUUUCUAGCAAUUGAGACAAAAAUCAUGUUGAGUAAGUUGCCACUGUGAGUUAAUGUGAAAUGAUUAACACAUUAUAGAAGUAUUCAAUUUUGUCUUUUUUUUAAUUUCCAAAUGUAAAAUGUUGUUGGUUUUUGCACUGGUAACUUUUUUGUGCUAUUAUUAUUGCAGUGACAUUCUGAGGAUUUUCCUUCAUGACAUUAUCUAUAUCCUUUAGGACAAUUCCAGAUUCCACUAAAGCCGUUCCACUUCCAUGGAAGCACAAGCCAUGUUUGGGGCAGAGGGUUCUUGCCUGCCAAGCCUGAGACAGCCAAUGAGACCAAAACCUCUUAGUUGUAGGACUUGUACCCAUCAGGAACUUGUACACUAUAGGAACUGUGUGUCCUCGGUGACGGCUGCAGCCCUCGAGCAACAUGCCUGAACAGAGCAACGAUUACCGAGUGGCCGUGUUUGGCGCAGGUGGUGUUGGCAAGAGCUCCCUGGUCCUGAGGUUUGUGAAAGGCACGUUUCGGGAAAGCUACAUCCCGACGGUGGAAGACACCUACCGGCAGGUGAUCAGCUGUGACAAGAGCAUAUGCACGCUGCAGAUCACCGACACGACGGGCAGCCACCAGUUCCCGGCCAUGCAGCGGCUGAGCAUCUCCAAGGGGCACGCCUUCAUCCUGGUGUACUCCAUCACCAGCCGCCAGUCCCUGGAGGAGCUCAAGCCCAUUUACGAGCAGAUCUGCGAGAUCAAAGGGGACGUGGAGAGCAUCCCCAUCAUGCUGGUGGGGAACAAGUGCGACGAGAGCCCCAGCCGCGAGGUGCAGAGCAGCGAGGCGGAGGCCUUGGCGCGCGCGUGGAAGUGCGCCUUCAUGGAGACCUCGGCCAAGCUCAACCACAACGUCAAGGAGCUCUUCCAGGAGCUGCUCACGCUGGAGAAGCGCAGGGCCGUGAGCCUGCAGAUCGACGGCAAGAAGAGCAAGCAGCAGAAGAGGAAAGAGAAGCUCAAGGGCAAGUGCGUGCUCAUGUGAGCGCCCUUGUCCGCCCCGCCAGGGCAGCAUGCACGGUGCCCGCGUGUUCAGCGUCGCGUCUGGCGGAGACGCCCUGUUGUCCCCAUUAGCAGGCGCCCCCCCAACAGUAAGCCCCUCCUUGGAGCACGCUCCGCCGGGCGGUGGGAAAGGGGCCGGCGCUCGCGUCGCGCGGGCGCUCGCAGGUGCAGCGCGGCCGGCUUCGCUCCCGCCGCCCGGCUGCUCCCGCUCAGAGCCCGGCCUCGGGGCGUGGCGGGGAGCCGGGUCGAGUGGCCGCGCUCGACCCCGGACAGUGCGUCUCCGCGAGGAGGAUCGCACGGCCCGCACGGACGCCCGUCCCAGCUCCCGCCUGGCCCGAUAGGAGCCUGCUGCCCCGAGGGGGUGCGCCCACCGCUGUAGGCCCAGCCAGAAGCGCCGUUUUAGCCUGUUAGAGUAUUUCCACACCCAAGGGCGAGUUCGCUAAGAGCGUGCUGCUCUGCUGGAAGUCCCUCAGUUCUGAGUAAGGACGGUGUGACAUCAUUCGAACAGCGAGAUAACGGCCCUGUGUGCUGUACUGCAAGGGUUUUAGAAAAGUGAAGUUUCCUUCUUUUGACCUGUGAGGAGUAUAACUUCUUCCAGCUCACAGAUUUUAAAUAUAAGCAAAUAAAGUAUCUGUUUUUAGACAUUUUUUUCCUCCAAGAUGUCUUUUUCUCUUGAAUAACUUGAUCUGUGCCCAGCAGGGCGACAGCGGCAAAGGCCACCCGACAACCAGAAGCACACCCAUUUUCUAGCUGUUACAGACAUGUAUGUGCCACACUUUGCACCUUAACGAAAUACUUCGAAACAUAAGUUAUUAACUGUGUUCUUCAGGAUCUGUCUAUAUCAGAAGUAUAUUCCUAGAAAAUGCAUUUAGGUGAUAGUCAGUUCUCUUGCAUGUUCCAUUAUACAUGUCUUCUAAGCGCUGUUGAAUGCAGUAUUCACUCUAGAAACAAUUAUCUACUUCUGAUGGUUUGGUGUGAAUCUUUCAUCCUUCAAACCAAAUCACCGCCACUGCUGGUUCCUGUGCGUUGGCAUGGGGUGGGGUGUUGGCUGGCAACAGGCUGCUCUGUCCUGGACAGACUCUUCUGCUCUGCCACGGGAGAGUCUGGCUGGGUUCUGCUUCCGGAAAGUUCCAACCGAUAGCACCUAUUAGUUCUGUUUGUUUCAGCUUGCAGAAUGCAUGCUGGCCCCAACAGGGGCAUCGUCCUUCCUGUGGCCCGCCUGGCGAGCAGAUGGAGCUGCAGUGCCACAGGGCGGGCCCAGGAGGCCUCCUGGCUGUUGGGCAGCAAUGCUCUGAAGUUGGGGUGUUCGGAUGUAGGGCCAGCUGCGGCAGCACUGUGGCCACCUCCCUCCUCCAAAGCACACUUGUUUCUCAAUGGGUCCUGGUUCUUUUAGCCCCUUCUGGUUCUGUUCCCUUGUUCUGGCCCCAUCCUCUGUUCUCCCAGUAGUGUGUGGGCAGUGCCUUUGACAGCCGUGGCUCUGUGGUCUCACCACUCCUUGGUCUCCUAGAGCGAAAUUGCUCUGACUUGGUGGGGAACACUCAUGCUGAGCUGAGCAAAGAGGGGAGUGCCUCAGAGCCAGUGGGGUGGGGCAUACAGCACUCGGGCCAGCCCUGAGGCCCCUUCCAAUCCCUCAAGCAGGCGCGUUCCGUUCCAGAAGGCCGUUCCACAGCAUCCGCAGUGGGAGCUCUAGUUGGCACAGUUUCUGGAAGAUUUGUUUUCCAGCUUGUUCCUUCAUUUUUCCCAUUUCUAUUCUCAAGAUUAUCAAUUUGCAAUUUGAAUAUGAGUUAAGUAGAAGAAGAAAUAGAACUUCACCCCAAAAUGGGAUGUAUAGAUUUUGAGCAGGUUCUUUGUUAAUAGUGAAAUGUUAUCUUUGCCACUGACUGUAGUAUUAUUAAUAAUAUGGCUUUUAAUGUGAGAUCUCCCUGGCAACCAUUCCAUUCCUAUUGAUCAUAAAUCAGAAUUUCUUUUUACCCUUUUAAGUCAGCUUCUACACCUGUAAGUGUUUGGGGCUUCGUCAGUAUGAGAAGCUUGUCAUUGAAUAUCUGACCCCAUUCAGGAUGCAUUCUGUUCCUUCAUAUUUUGCUUGUGAGUUUAUAGGGUAGGAAGGCUGUUUAGGCCUCGAUUGUGGGUCUUCAUUUGGGAUUACUUUCUAUGAACUGAACUGAAGAUAUUGAUGGGUAUUUUAAAAUCACCUUCUAGGAGCUCCCCAAUUGACUCAGGGCUUGAAGAGUUAGUAUCCUAGAAUCAGGUGAUUUUUAGCAUCAGCAAGUUCCCAGUCCCAAACAUGUAUCUGUGGUUCUUGAAAGCAUGUCCUGUGUUGCUUAUGGGCAUAGCAGUUUUCUACCCAGUCACAGUAAGUUACAAAACUCAAAAUAUCGCUUUGAAGAUGGCGCUCUGGGAAUAAGCACAGGGCUCCGCAACUUCCCUCUGUCCCCACAGGCCCCGCCCUCCUUCCACCUACAAGCCAUGGGCAUGCUUCCCCUGCGGCAGGACCAACUCACGAGCAAUAUCGAAUCCUUCCUCAUUCCUAAAAGUGUAUGUAUAAUAUAUAAUUUAUCUUCCUGUACUUUUGAAGUAUAAAGUAGUAAAUUGUACAUAUCUGUAUGCUAGUGUAUUUGUUUCACUGUUUGUAAUAUUUAAGAAAUGCUCAUUCUUUGUAGAACAAAAUUGUAUUAAAUAUUUUAUGAAAUUGCUCUGUAAUACUUAUUUUUUUUUCUUCAAAAAUUUGUAAUGUGUUGCUCCUGUAUAAACUCUCUGGAAAUAUCCAUAGCUCAUGGAACACAUGUAAAACCUUGAAGACACAUCCUGGGAUUCAGGACCCCACAAAGACAGUAUGAGAAAGAGUAUUUGCAGAGCAUGACUUUUUUACAUGUGGAAUAUCCAUGUAUAUAUAUAUUUAAGGUGUAUUUAUUGUUACAACUCCAUUAUCUAUUAAAUUUUAUUUACUGUGCAGUUAUGAAAAAUCACCCUUGCAUAUAAGUUUCUAGUUGGCAGUGAUGUUCUGGAAAAAAUGGAACAUAUCACAAUAAAGCUACAGUUAUGACACUCCGUCUG